Messenger RNA from Aspergillus costaricaensis CBS 115574, 1578 nucleotides. RefSeq lists its product as uncharacterized. The record is from RefSeq and is a predicted model, not a curated record. Lineage: Eukaryota; Fungi; Ascomycota; Eurotiomycetes; Eurotiales; Aspergillaceae. The transcript has 5 exons. The coding region runs from base 1 to 1578 and encodes 525 amino acids.
AUGCUUGACAGACUACCCCCUGAGGUUCUUCUCAUAACACUAGAACCUUUUCCGAAGCCGGCUGACUUAUCACAGUACAUAACCCGCCAUGAUCUCAACAACAUAUGCCGUGUUUCCAAGCACCUCUACGCUAUUGCAGUUCCACUUCUGUACAAGUCUGUAACUUUAAUAUCCGAUAGACCUGGAAUCAGCGAGACAUGGCACCAUGUUGACUCCCUACUCCGAGCACCUGCUUUCCCAGUUGACUCGCUAGUGCACAUGAGAGAUAUCGAGAUUCAGGAAAACCGCUUCUGGCCUUGGUGGGGGUGUCACCACAGCUAUACGAUAUUGGAGCAAGACCAUCCGGACGAUUACAAAGAAGCUAUAAUAAGAAGGGAUGAAAUGCGCUAUCUGUCUUCCAAGUUAUUGCAUGUGUUUUCAAGAUGUCCGGCGGAUAGGCUACAAAGAUUUAGCUGGAACAUUGGCACAUGCUUACCUAGCAAAUUUCUCGGUGACUCUGGAUAUCUUAUAUUAAAUCAGCGCAAGCUUGUAGCUAUUCAUCUAAGAACAGCACUGAAGUCGAAUGCGUUCCACCUUACCCGACUGAACUUGGGAGUCACAGGUAUAUCUACUGAUGAAGUAACGCAAUCCAUACAAUCAAUGGUUGCCAAAGAGAUCUUGGACAUGCAUGAUUGGAGAACAGCCUUUCGAUUUCCUGUUCUUCAAUACCUCUCAUUUCAUAACAUGGAUCUGACACCGAUAUCCCACGUGCUUUCAUCUAUCUUCAACAUCUCCUCACUUCAAUCCUUGAGUCUGCGUCAAUGCACAUCCUGGGAGUAUGCCUUACUCAAUUUAACCAAUUCUGGAUCCAGGAUCGCCUUGAAGUCUUUGACACUGGAGACGUAUACGGAACGAACUGAAGAAGAUAGUAUUCUUGCAAUACCAGCUUUCCUUAAAUCAUUCGAGGGGCUAGAAGAGUUGUACAUCUUUGUCCUUGGUUCUAUAAGCCCAGUGCCUGUAUGGCGUUCUGUGUUUACUCACAAGAAAACAUUGAGAAAGCUCGUAUUCCAGCAGAUAUAUUUUGAUGCAUACCAGUCCGAGGAAGAUGGUCUUUACUCGGGUGCAACCGGUUUUCUUGAGCAAUUGGCGGGUGCUGACCAAAACCCAUCCGUUAGUCCCAAUCUUGUGUUUUUGGGCACAUCCAGCAAUGAUUUUAACACCCUGAAGUCUAUUCUGACCUCGCCAGGUAUCAAAGCAAAUAUUCGCGUUCUCCAUCUGAGACAGUGCAAAGAAUGUUACGAUCAGUCAUACUUGAUAAACUCCGACUGUUUGGAUGAUAUCAUCAAUAAUAAGCUGCCAUCGUUUCGUCAGUUCCUGGCAUGGGCAUUUGGACCCGAAGGCCCCCCUGAACUUCAAGUGGUGGGGCAUUGCGCCUUCGUCUUCAUGCAGCCUUUAAGCGAUGUGUUCUACUUUAGAGAUGCACAACACGAGGAUGGAUAUCGUUGCGUUUUUCGGCGUCGCACGCAACUAGUCGAUUUUCUUCGGCAGUAUGAUUAUGCUUUAGAUGCAUGUCGUUGUGAUGACUAUCUUAUGGAUUGA